This is a messenger RNA of Chilo suppressalis (striped riceborer), 6966 nucleotides long. Lineage: Eukaryota; Metazoa; Arthropoda; Insecta; Lepidoptera; Crambidae. The record is from the annotation of a GenBank genome assembly.
UUUAUUUGUGAUGGAAUGGACGGUGGCCUGUAAAAAGGAUCAAGAUUUUUACGAACAGGAUCAGAGAUUUUGAUUUGAUUUUCCAACAUAACAACAACGAUGUGUAAUUUUGUUGAUAAACUAAUUACGUGACUUAAAUCAUUGUAAAAAUAUUCUAAAAGAACCUUGUUAACUAAUUCAGAAAUGUAGUUUCGUGUAAUCUUUCAAAGAAUCAAGAUUAAAAUGUGCAGUAAAAUUGUAAUUGUGCUGAUUUGCUUAUUAUUUUUGGGUGUGACAUCAACUCGUAUUAGGGGUGAAUUUUCUACAAAUGAUUUCUUUAAGUUCCUUGUCAAGUUUGGUUUUCAAAAAACAGAUAUUCAUUACCAAAAAGAAACAUAUGGCUACAUUUUCGGCAACAUCACUUCCAACCAACAGUUCAAGUAUCCAAUAACUUUUGCUGUAUUGGACGGAAGGAGCUUUUUACACUAUUAUAAGAGUCGUCAUAUAACUAAUAAAGAGUUAGCAUGUCAGGUGAUGUUCGAGAAUUUGAAUAACUCAGCUUUUCAUCCUAAAUGUAACCCUCAUGGUCAAGAUUUAUUCAGGCGGAUACCCUGCCGCAAAAGUGAACUGUGUGUUGAUGAAGACACUCCAUGGAAUGUGAUAAAGAAGAACCAAUUUACCUAUGUUAUAGAAAAUACUGGUCAGCCUAGAUUUUGGUACAUCUCUAUGGUAGCAUGUUAUCUGGACGAAUCGACAUGUUCAUGGCAUCACUACAGGGGAGCACCAUCAAAAGAUAAUCAGACUUUGACCAAAAAUUCACAAACCAUACACUAUGAUUUUUGGUUGGUGAAUGGAAGUCCUAAUUUGUCUCUUUACAACACACUCCUCUAUCAGUUCUCAUUUGACAGACAAAACACACUGGAACUGUAUUUGGUGUUCUGGCUUUGCUAUGUCAUUUUGUUGCCAGUUCAAAUUUAUGCUGUCAGAACCCAAAAGCAUCCAGUGACCAAGUUGUUUACAUUCAGUCUCGUCCUGGAAUUUAUUGCUCUAUGCUUUAAUGUACUUCACACUGUUAAGUUUGCAGCAGAUGGAGAGGGUUUCUUGGACCUCUCAGUGGCUGGAGACAUACUCGACAUAAUGAGCCGUACAUUAUUUAUGCUCCUACUGCUAUUAUUGGCAAAGGGUUGGGCAGUUACAAGACUGGAACUUACUUAUAAACCACUUGUGUUUGGUGUUUGGCUAGCGUAUGGAAUAGUGCACAUUCUCUUAUAUGUUUGGAACACUACUGAAGUGGACAUAAUAGAGGAGAUAGAUGAAUACCAGACUUGGCCUGGCUGGUUGAUACUGACUCUCCGAGUUGUCAUUAUGACGUGGUUUGUGGUGGAGCUUCGCAACACUAUGAUCUAUGAACAUAAUAUGCCGAAGCUCAAUUUCCUUCUACACUUUGGUGCAUCCAGCCUCGUGUGGUUUGUUUACCUGCCGGUCAUUGCGUUAAUAGCUUUACAAAUCAGUCCCCUGUGGAGGUUCAAGUUUUUGUUAGGCAUAACGUAUUCAGCCGAUUGCCUAGCGUUCUGCGUAAUGGCACAUUUGCUUUGGCCGACGCGCUCGGAGCAGUAUCUGCUGCUGGCUCCUUCUGAUUACACAGCUGGUAUCGAAGAGCUGGACGAAUUCAAUGAAGCGCCUCACGUGGUGCACAGCGACACACUAGCGCUCACCGCGGCGGAGAGCGUCAACGCCGAUGACGAAGACGUCAUAUUCACGCGACCGACGCACAAGAACGGCCUCGCGUUCUCAUAGCAAUGCCAAACUCACAAGAAAGAACAUGUUCGUGUAGAGCUGAAUUAGUGCUUUUAUUUAAUUUCAUUACAACCAGAACUGAAUCCUCACACGUGUGUAAAUUACACCAUUAAAGUGAGCAAAGUAGCUCCAGUCUACGGUAUCAUAGCCAAGCUACUCUAUUUAUUAAUAUCUAGGUCAUUGCAAAGAAUAUGGAAAUGUACAAAUAGCCUUGCCAUUUAAUGGUUUUAACAUAAUAUUAUAAUACUUUAACAAUGUUUAUCAUACUUCCACUGAAACUACUCACAUAUAUAUAAUAAUACAUAAUUGACCAUGGAACCUAAAAAGGUUACCAAAGUUCAAUUAUCCUGUUAAAUUGGGUUUAAAGGCCGCACUCAGAGACUUGUGAUAGUUUUUAGUUUUAUUAUAAUUGAUGACCCCAUUGUUUUCACUUUCUAUGGGAUAGCAAUAGAAUAAGACAACAGUUUCAGGAAACAGACUUCAGUUGCAAGGAUUAUAUUUAAUUGUCAUAUAUAAGUGGCUGCCUUUACACCUUUUUAUUUUAUGAAGAUGUAAAUGAACCUUGGUUAUUUUUAAAAAUUUUAAAAUGUAGAAUUUUAUUAGAAAAGAAUUGAAUUUACGCGAUUAUAAUUUAAUGUAGGAGAGUUUCAGAAAGCUAUAUGCUAAAUAUUAACUUUUAAAAUAUAAUAAAGUAAACAAGACUAUAAUGUACUUGCUUAGAAUCAUAAUAAAGUAGAUAAUUUGGAGAUUACCUUACCUGCAAGCUUAGAAUACUUAUUUUAAAGUUUAUAAGUUAUAGGUAAAUAUUAUAAUCAGAUUUAUAAUAAUAUAAUACAAUAUAAAAUAACUAAUACCUUCCUAUUGUUUGAAUGGUCAAAGAAUAAAUGUUAUUGUUAUAUAAACAGUUAGGUACAUGGUGACUACAUCCUGCAGGUGUGUAUAACAACAUCAGCACAGUUAACAACCCCCGUAAAAGAUUAUUUUUUUUUAUGUAACCACGUAACGUAAGCAAUUACAAUAUUAGGGGGAAAGUGUGGAGUCCUCCUUAGUGGGGAAUUGUUUAAUACACAUUACAUACCUUAAUUUAAAUUUAAUUUACGCUUCUUAAGGUAAAUUAUAUAUAAUCACAUUUAUUGCAUUAUAAAUAAACGGAAUCAACAGUUUAAUAUUUAUAAAAAAUAUCGCAGCUUGGGCGUUGUCUAAUAAUAUCUAAGCGUCUGAGAUAAAGCGUGAUAAAUUCUAUCACAUUAACGACGAUUGCGCGAAGUGGAAGGGUUACUCACAGAUGCCAACAGACGACGUGGCACAAGAAGCCUGGCAUUUCCUCUUGCAGGCCUUACGGCACCAGGCUGUUUUAAAUCAGCCAAGUGGGAUGCGUAGCCAUCGGUUAAUGUGGUUGCUAAAUUACUAUAUUUUUUACUAAUUCGACCGAUGGCGUAAAUCUGUUUUGGGGAUAAUCCGCAAUUAUUAUAAACAGUUAUAUCUUUUCCUGAUCCAUAAGCAGCAUGUAAAAUAACUCCGUGUUCAUUUAUAAGGCUGUUCAGAUGUGCUGCUUUAUGACCCAAUGGGUCUGUUGAAAACCCAUCAGAAAAAAACACUAAUCCAUGAGGAAAAUUGUGUUCUGCCAACCAGGAUACUACUUUUCUUUGUUGCAUAUCAGGGCGUCCAGUGAUAUAAAGAAUUAGAUAACCUAAGUCUUGCCAAAAACGGACUACGUCGACUGCUCCAGCUCUCACUUUUGGAUCUCUCCCAGUCACUGAUACACUUGCAGUAAAAGAACCAUCAAUACUAAAGACAAUGCACUCCGUUUGCGGUGGCACAACAGCCAAAUGGAAGUUGCAGCUUGUAUGAUCACCUCGGACAACAACUCUCAUUGGGUAAAUGCCACAGCCUACACUAUGUUUUUCUGAUAGUGUGUAUGAGAUUCUACCCGUUUUGUCUGUAACUACGGUAGAUAAAAUUAACCAUUCACCUGCUGGAGGAUCUUUCAUCAUGUAAAUGUCUACUUUUUCUCCUGUCAAAUUUAUCAUAUCUAGGGGUCCAUACAUAAACCUAGCAGUGAAUGUUUGAGGAUUUCCUUCUUUUACAAUAACAUCGUUCGCUCUAUGAUUAGCAGCCACAUUUUUUAACUUAACCGAUGUUCUUUUUCUCAUCCAUUUUUCCCUUUCUUGAUCUGGUUUGAAUAAGGUACAUUCUUUAUCUUCACCAUGACUAUACAAGGCUAAAUCAAAAUGACCAACUUGGCGCAAUAUAAAUGCAAUUACGUCCGAACUCUCCCAGUAACUAGCAUGAAAUAAGUGUGGUAAGGCAUUGGUAGGAAAAUUUGUUAAUCCCUCGGGGCAAUAUAAAGCGUAGUCUAAUCGUUUGGAUCCCCACCAUUUCUGCUGCAAUGCAUUCAUAGUAAUCAAAGGAAUAUUAUCAACAAGACCGCUAACUGUACUCUGGACUGAUGCUUCAGAUAAUCUUCGCAAUACGGGAGUUGGUGGCAUUUGUAAUUGAUCCCCGAAUAGUUGUGGAUGACUUUGAAUCAACUCCAUUAAAUGAUAUGGUUGACCAUUACCUAGAGGGUAUUUAGCGUAUCGUGCAACAUUGAUUGGAGGUAAAUUAGUAAACCUAGCUGAUAGCAAAGGUUCUAGUCUCGAAGCUACUGGAUCAGUGGGGUGAAAUAAAUUAUAUACUUGUUGGACAGGUGGUUUAAUUAUAUCACGGCUUUUAUCAUCUGAUAUUUUCCGGGAAGCCAAUAUCAAUGAAAGCGGACUUCCAAAUGUAAAGAAGUCACAUACUUCAAAUUCGAACUUCACCUGAUUGUCACUUGUGGAAGAAGAUCGUCUCCUAGGUGUUGGAGCUUGUAAAUGCGAUUUAUUUAAAUAAUUCUCAGAUGGAUCAUUAGGUAUCAAGAUUUCAGUAUCCAAAAUACUGUUUUCACUAUCAUGUCGUGAUUGAUAUUGUAAAGUGCGGCAUAGCGCAUCAUAUGCUAAAACUGAACCCAUACUGUCACCAACAAUGCAUACUUGACCAUUGAAACCUUUUCCGUCUUCUGAUUUUAUAAACUCAUUAAAAACAAAAUUAGCGCAGUUAAUUGUUUUUGUUACUGAGUCUGUGUACUCGGGAGAUGAUGUUGCAAUCAAAGGUAUAGCCCCAAUAGGUAUAAGAUCGUUCGUGAGAGAAGGAGUUUCAAUGGUCGAUGGCGAGCAAUCAAAACUAUAGGGACUUAAUGUAGAGAGAAUACCGAGAGCAUCCGUGCAAAUAGACGGACACGAUACUAAUUUUAUAGUUAUAUGUCCGACUAAAGUUGGAUAGUGUUGACGCAUCACCGAUUCAAAAGCACCCUUAAAAGUAGUGACAUCAGAUUUCUUUGCUGUCAUAUCAACAUUAGCAUCUAAAACACUUCCGGCAUGAAAUACAAGUAUUAAAACGGUAGUCGGACAGGAACCAUGAACUGGCGUUUCUGGACAACCGUCAAUACUUUGGUGGCUUUGUAAAGCAACCAUUCUACGAGAACCUCUUUCUGAUGUGACUCUUUUCAAAAAACUUGGAUUAAAUAUGCUGUCAUCUUGACCUUGAUCGCCUUGGGUUGGAGAUAUAUCAAUAUCAGCUUCGUCUAAAGAGCACAUUGAUGACCAUUUAUUAAAAGAAGAUUCGCAGUCGUAAAACUCAUCUUCAGAUCCUGUCUCCGUUUCUGAUUCUCUAACUAUUGUUUCCAUGCGCCAGUUAGCCACUUGCUGUUGUAAACUUUUAAUAGAACCAGAUGAAGAGGAUCUUAGGUUAGAUUUAGACAAACUUUUAUGGUCAGAUGGUGGAGUUCCUUCAGGAGAUAAAUGUUUCUGAAUUCUUUUUUCAGCUGUAUUCUUUUUAGGAGCUACUGGUGUCGGUAUGUCUUCAUUUUUCUCUAAGCUACUCAUAGUUGCAGCCAAUGAUUUAGAAUUCUCUUCAGAGAGGUCUUGUUCUUCACUAGUGUCACCAGCCAUCUUCUUCUGCAAAGCAAGUUGUGUCUGCCGUUCUAUUUCACGUAUGUCCUCCAUUGUUAAACCAUGCCAUUCAUCUUGCCAAGCCCAUGCUUGUCUAUGAGCUCUAAGCAUAGUUUUCCUCAAUGCAACAUCAUGAAUAAAUUUCUCCAGUUUGGUUUGCAUCCCCCAAUAACGAAACUCCACUCUACAGAGCUUGUAGGCACACAUAAGAGAUUUUCCAUUUGGUAGAGGCUGAGGUUUUCCUUGAACUUCACUCCAGUAAUCUUCUAACCAUGUAUCAUUUAAGGGACCUCUAAUACAUUUUUGAGAAACAAAUAAUUUUGGAUCUUCCUCUUUAACAUAGUCUGCACCAUAAAGCUGAUCUUUAACAACAUCUAUAACAUCAACAAUUCUAUUUUUUAAAUCACUUCCUGAUAAAUUGAAGACAUUAUCUUGGUGGCCAUUAUCAGCAUAAUAAUAAGUUUCUAUUUCUAAAGAGAAUUUUUCAACAAAUGGACAAGUAUACCUGGUUUUGGUGUAUGGGUAGGCAUUCCAAGCUUCUUCAGACACAGUCAAAGCCGAUUUUGGAAGCAGACUUUUGAACCAACCUGGCAAAUGGCUACCAACAUGGUAAAUUUUCUGUGUGUACUGACCUUUACCUCCAGGCCCAUCUUCAUAUGGCUCAUUGACUAAAAUUUCGACACCACUACCUUCUCCAGAACUUUCUUCUCUACUCUUCUUUGCAAUCAUAUAAAGCUGCGCAAUACGAUAUUCUUCUACAGUCAGAGGUAGAGGAAUUCUGUACUCUUUGAUCAACAUCUUGAAGGUUGGUUUAUCUAUCGUCAAUAUUCAUAACAACUAUCUUUUGUAACACUUCGUGCUUGUGAGUAAUUCAUACAUCCCCUUCGUUUUCUAGUCACUGUAAUAAUAUUUUGGUUCCAUUCAUCUUUUACCACACAAAACAAAACCACUCACUAAUACGAUUGUACGAAGGAUGAACUUUGACAUUUAAAAAGUCGCGUCGCGUCGCAAGAACGUCCUAAGCGCCAUUCCUUUACAUGCUUACAAUAUAUACACUGACAUAAAAUCAGAAACUUGAUAGAAGCACCUAUAAUUAUGGCAUAAAUAUCACGAUUAUCUAGUGACUAGUUGCGCAAAUAUUAACAAUUUAUUGGUUGCAUAUGUACAAGGUACACAAGGUAAAUAAAUAAAGUGUUUACAGGCAUGGAUUCUUUAUGCUCGG